UCCCCCAACCAUUUUUGUCAAAGUCAACCGUCUUCCUCCUGCAAACCCUCUCCAUCACAACAUUCUCCAAUUUUCUCGCUAUGUCUUCCAUGGCUAACCAUAGCCCAUCAUCCCCUACAAACCGACAUUCACACAAACAACAUAAAUUUUUCUUCACAUUUUCUCUGCGAUUCUUCUUGUGCAAACAAUGGUAGAAUCAUUGUAUCCUCUCCUCCUCUUCUUCCUCCUCCUUAACUUCCUCCCAUUCUCACACUCCAAACUCACCCUCGAUUACUAUAACAAGACAUGUCCACAAUUCCACGAUAUCAUGCAACGAAUCUCCGUCGAGAAACAAAUGGCCAGCCCCAGCACCGCUGCCGCCACCAUCCGCCUCUUCUUCCACGAUUGUGUGGUGGACGGUUGUGACGCCUCUACACUCGUUUCCUCAACUGCCUUCAACAAAGCUGAACGUGAUGCCGAAAUCAAUCUCUCCUUAGCUGGCGACGGUUUUGAUAUCAUUACACAUGCCAAGACCGCGCUUGAGCUCCAAUGCCCCGGUAUCGUCUCUUGCUCUGACAUACUUGCCACCGCUGCACGUAACCUUGUUGUUACUACCGGUGGGCCCUACUACAAAGUCCGAUUAGGCCGUAAAGAUGGACUCGUGUCAAACGCAUCUCGCGUGGAAGGAAAUAUCGCGAAAGAAGAUAUGCCAUUAACGAAAAUCAUCUCUAUCUUCGAAGCUAAAGGUUUGACGAUAAAAGAACUGGUGGCUCUCGUCGGCGCACACACGGUGGGAUUUUCUCACUGUGAAUCAUUCGCUAAGAGAAUUUUCAAUUUUAGCAAAACUUCCGAGUAUGACCCUGCGAUGAACCCUAAGUACGCUCAAGGGUUGAGGAAACUAUGUGAAAAUUACACUAAAGACCCCGAAAUGUCAGCAUUCAAUGACGUGAUGACACCUGGAAAGUUUGAUAAUUUGUAUUAUCGGAAUCUGCAGAGAGGAUUGGCUUUGUUGGCGUCCGACCAAGAGAUGGCGGUGGAUAAGAGGACUAAGCCAAUCGUGGACUUGUACGCGGCGAAUCAGUCUGCGUUUUUCCAUGAUUUUGCUCACGCGAUGGAGAAGGUCAGUGUUUUGAACGUCAAGACUGGGAAGAAAGGAGAGGUGAGACACAAGUGUAGCGAAUUUAACCAUUUCGAUGGCGGAAAAUAGAGAAACUACGGGUAUUAUUAUAUAUCGACAGCAGAAAUACACAUUCUUUUAUCUUUAAUUUCAACAAAAAUUACCAUAUUGAUGAA
Messenger RNA from Tripterygium wilfordii, 1272 nucleotides. Its product is annotated as peroxidase 6-like. The transcript has a single exon. Gene Ontology annotation, molecular function: peroxidase activity; heme binding. Bases 188 to 1186 code for a protein of 332 amino acids. The record is from RefSeq and is a predicted model, not a curated record. NCBI's taxonomy places the organism in Eukaryota, Viridiplantae, Streptophyta, Magnoliopsida, Celastrales, Celastraceae. Gene Ontology annotation, biological process: hydrogen peroxide catabolic process; response to oxidative stress.